AUGCCUCUCUUCUCCCGCCACGAGCCACCCAAGGAGGAGGUCGUCGUCCAAGAGCCCGUCCGCCAAGAACGUCGGGGCCUCUUUGGCCGCAAGCGCUCCGUUUCCCCCGUGCCGACCGCGCGGCGGACAUCAGCCCCGGCCCCAGCCCCGAUGGCAGCGCACAACACCAGCCCCACGGGCCGCGACGGGGGCGGUUUCUUCAACCGGCACCGGCGAUCCGUCGACGCCAACAGCGUCAGCAGCAUGAGCACGGCCUCGACGUCGGCCAGUCCCCCGCGCCGCCGCUCCACCCUCCUGUCCCGUCGCCACCACGACACCACGGACCCGAGCAUCCUAGCCGCGCGCGAGCGCAUCAUGGGCGCCGAGGAGGCAGAGCGCCAGGCCGACCGCGCCCUCGACAUCGCCAGGCGUGAGGUCCGCGACGCCAGGGACCACAUCGUCGCCCUCGAGAGGGAGGCUAAGGAGCAGGCCAGGCUGGCAAAGAUCAAGGAGCAGGGCGCACGUGAGGUUUCGAAGCGCGGAAAGGCGCUGGGUCGUCAUGGUAUUUGA
Pyricularia pennisetigena is the source of this 549-nucleotide messenger RNA. RefSeq lists its product as uncharacterized. The coding region runs from base 1 to 549 and encodes 182 amino acids. The transcript has a single exon. NCBI's taxonomy places the organism in Eukaryota, Fungi, Ascomycota, Sordariomycetes, Magnaporthales, Pyriculariaceae. The record is from RefSeq and is a predicted model, not a curated record.